Messenger RNA from Acanthocheilonema viteae, 2070 nucleotides. The record is from the annotation of a GenBank genome assembly. NCBI's taxonomy places the organism in Eukaryota, Metazoa, Nematoda, Chromadorea, Rhabditida, Onchocercidae.
AUGCUGAUCUUUAUCGUGCUCAAAGUCAAACAUGAACAUCCAUGGCUUGAAAAAUUUUUCGUACCGCUUUUGGGAGUAUUUAUCUUGCAUUGGACGUUUUCAUUGGUGAAAUUACUUGCAUUCUCGGAAAAAAUCGAGCAGUUUGCUUAUUUCGGGUUUUGGCUAAAUAUCGUUUGGAAUGUGGUAGCCGCUGCACUAAUUAUAUUACUAUGGAAUUUUGUAUUGCGUAUUAAAACCUCAUGGGAUUAUCAAUCGUUGGCGGGUGAAAGACAUGAUUUGACAUCAAGAUUGCAAGAGACUAAAAAAGAAUUCAGUCGUUCCGGUACCGGUCAACAUAUUUUGCGAUUGCUUCAAUACUGUAAACAUCAGUGGAUAUGGUUCUCAACGGGAUUCAUUUUCCUAAUCAUCUAUUCUUCAUCGCGGGUAUUUUUACCACAUUGCAUCGGUCAGGUACUUUCAAAUAUUGUUGAAGGUCGAGGUGUUGCUGUUUUAGUCCGUUCUGUGUUGCUUAUGUCAACUUUAACUUUCGUAAGUACAGUUACGGCUGGUCUUCGAGGUGGAAGUUUUACUUACGCUACAGCAUUGGUGAAUCGUCAGAUGCGCUAUGAUUUAUUUAGUUCAUUAGUGGAGCAGGACAUCAGCUUUUUUGAUACAACUAAUACAGGUGAGAUAACAUCACGUUUAACAACUGAUUGUGAAACGAUGUCUUCAACAGUAUCUACCAAUUUGAAUGUUUUCCUUCGAAACAUUGUCAUGCUGCUUGGUUCGCUGGCGUUCAUGUCUACUCUUUCAUGGCGCCUUUCUUUGGUUACUUUCAUUAUUGUACCGGUCGUUGGUUUUGUGACCAAAGUCUAUGGUUCAUAUUACGAUCAACUAACAGAAAAAACUCAAGAAAGAAUAGCAGUAUCGAAUCAUGUAGCAGAACAAGUGAUUAGUACUAUGCGAACAGUGCGAUCUUUCGCUUGCGAAAAGCGCGAAGCCAAGAAAUUCCUGCAACAUUUGGAUGAGAUACUACAUUUAAAUAAGAAAAAAGCAUUAGCCUAUAUGGGUUAUAUGUGGACUACCGAAUUAUGUGAUAAUGCUAUUCUAAUUGUUGUGUUGUUCUACGGUGGUCAUCUUGUUUUAUCAGGAAAAAUGACAGUUGGUAAUUUGAUAUCUUUCUUAUUGUAUCAAAUGCAACUUGGAGAGAAUCUCUAUAACAUCAGUUAUGUAUUUACGGGUUUAAUGGAAAGUGUUGGUGCAUCAAGAAAAGUUUUCGAAUAUAUGGUCCGUAAACCAAAAAUUCUUCAUGUUGGGAUGAAGAAGACGCCAAUUAAUGGAGAAGUUAAAUUUGAUUCUGUAUCUUUCACGUAUGCUUCCCGACCGAACAAUCCUGUCUUACAGGAUGUCAGUUUCACCGUUCAUCCAGGUCAGACUGUUGCUUUGGUUGGACCAAGUGGUGGUGGAAAAUCAUCUAUUGUAUCUUUGAUUGAGCAUUUUUACGAAUGUGAUAAGGGCUGCGUGCUUAUUGAUGGAAAUCCAGUGGCAGAGUAUGAUCAUGAGUACAUUCAUCAAAAAAUAGCCCUAGUUGCUCAAGAUCCAAUAUUAUAUGACGGUACAGUGCGAGAUAAUAUUAUAUACGGUUGUGAUUGGGCUACCGAGGAAGAUGUAUUAAAUGCUGCUAAAAUAGCUAAUGCACAUAAUUUCAUCAUGGAAACUGAGAAGCAAUAUGAGACAAACUGUGGCGAGAAGGGUAUUCAACUAUCAGGCGGUCAGAAGCAACGUAUAGCAAUAGCACGAGCAGUGGUCCGUCAUCCCGCGAUCCUGAUAUUAGAUGAGGCAACUUCAGCUUUGGAUGCAGAAAAUGAACACAUCAUACAAGAUGCUAUAGCGCAAUGUUCAAAAAAUAAAACAGUUAUCGUGAUAGCACAUCGCUUAAGUACAGUUGAAAAUGCUGAUCAGAUUAUUGUCAUUAGUAAAGGACAAGUCGUACAGCAAGGCCGACAUGAAGAUUUAUUGGAACAGGAUGGUAUUUAUCGAGCUUUAGUACAUCGACAACUUCUUGGACAUAAUUUAAGCAAAAUACAUUGA